GUCUUAUAACUUUGUAUAUCAUUGAUUAUAUUAUCGUAUGAAUCGUGAUAUAUUAUGUAAAUGUUGAUUAGCAGUGUGUUAACAGUUCAAAGAUUUCUGACUCGACCAACGCUCGGCUUGCUGAUCUGUUGCUAAGAAAAUAUUACCUAGUGCUGAGCACUGCGUAAACUUGUGGCGGAGUAACUCAUUACAGCGUUAAAAUUACCGUUGAUCUGGAAACCAAAAUGCCUGCUGUGAUAUCAGCAACUCCAGAAGAGCAAAAUGGCGCGGAUCGAAAGAUGUUUAGUGCGCUCAAACGAUACAUAAUACGAGAACGACAGAGAAAAAAAGAAGAAUAUGAAGCUGAAGUUGAGGAAGAAAGACAAAGGAAAGAAAGAGAAGCAAGAGAUGUUAUGACCCUUGAGGAGACAAAGGAACAAAUAGAAGUAUUGGAACAGAAGUUGAAAUUACUGGAGAAAGAGAAACAGCAGUUGUUCAUGCAGCUUAAGAGAGUGUUGAAUGAAGAUGAAAUAAGAAAGAGACAGCAACAGAAAGAUGCCAAUGAAAUGCAAUCAAUGAAGAUGCCAAUGGGAAAUAUUCAGAUACCCAUGUUCCAAAUGCCAACAUCCACUGGGCAGGGUGAACAGCAACAAAACCAAGGAAGACCGCCACCACUCUCUUCACACAUAUUGAAUAAGAACAAACACUCCAACUACAUGUUGUUCCCGCAACAACAGACAAUUGUACGGGGGCCAGUACAGAGUGUGAAGAGACCUCGUAGCCCGUCACCAAACUACUCACUCUACGCUCACAGGAUUCACCAGCCCCCAAUGAAACACCAGUCUGUGUAUUCUGAUCACAAGGUCGAAGAUAAUCGUAUGGGCCGCCAGAUGGCGCGUGCAGUGCUAUGGAACAAGCCGUCGCAGUACGCGUCAAGCGGGUCCUACUACAUGCCUACUUCGGGUGUAGUGGGCGUGGUCGGGGAGCGCCCGCCCCCACUACUGUACGCGCACCACGCCCACUCCCAACACUCCAACCUCAUGUACGCGCCCGCACAGCCCAUGUAUCUCGACAUGCUGAAGAAUAGAGAACAGCAUGAGCAGAAGAAGGAGCAGCAGCCGCAGGUGCUGAUCGGUCUGAGCGAGGCGCACUCGUCGGUGAGCAGCGCGGGCGUGGUGUACGCGCCGCCCGUCAGCCGCCACCUCUCCAUACACCCGCCGCCGCAGCACAACAACAUGCAGACACCGAAGCAGGGCAGCAUAACGCAGGGCUACUCGGUCCAGCAGUCAAAUGCCAACGUCCAGAACCCGAACAUAUAUCCCAACCGUCACAGAUAUUAGCUAGUAAUCAUACGGCGACACUCCAAGCAGCCACCAUAGCGAGAACACUCAUGCGGAGAGAGCACACUUCCCCGUUGAACUCCCACUGCUAACUGCCAAUAUUAUGUGUUAAAUAACAUUUGUUUAUUUGUUGUUUUAGUAGGGCUGUACAAUUUAUAUUUUGAUAUAUAAAGUAACAAAAAGCUUGAUAAGUU
This is a messenger RNA of Aricia agestis (brown argus), 1513 nucleotides long. RefSeq names its product G protein pathway suppressor 2. The record is from RefSeq and is a predicted model, not a curated record. Gene Ontology annotation, cellular component: transcription regulator complex. The transcript is spliced from 9 exons. Gene Ontology annotation, molecular function: transcription coregulator activity. Lineage: Eukaryota; Metazoa; Arthropoda; Insecta; Lepidoptera; Lycaenidae. Bases 225 to 1319 code for a protein of 364 amino acids. Gene Ontology annotation, biological process: regulation of transcription by RNA polymerase II.